CUUUGGAGUCCCAGCACCGCUAUCGUCCUUUACCAAGUGGCCAUGAUCAAACAAAGCCCCAAACGCAUCUGCUUCGGCAUCCUUGUCCCUUCUUCUAAUACCGUGCUGGAACCUCUUACACAACAAAUCGUCUCUCAGCUGGACAACGUCUCCGUCCAUUUCUCGCGCUUCCGAGUGCUGAAAAUCGCCCUGGAUCCAGCUGCUCUAGCACAAUUCGACAACAGCGCCAUCAUCGAGGCUGCACGCCUGCUUGCCGAUGCCAAAGUUGACGUGAUCGGCUGGAGCGGGACGUCGUCAGGGUGGCUCGGCUUCGACGCAGACGUCAAGCUAUGCGAGGAAAUCACGGCCGCGACCGGCAUCCCGGCGACAACAUCGGUCCUUGGCCUCAAUCGACUCAUCAAGCGCCUCGGGAUUACGGAGAUGGGACUACUGACGCCCUAUACCGACGACGUGCAGUCAGCCAUCAUAGAGAAUUACCGCAAGUUGGGGGUGGACUGCUCGGUGGAACAUCAUCUGUGCCAGUCCGACAACAGAGGCUUUGCCAACAUCUCGGAGAAGACGCUCGAUGACGGGUUCUGGCAGUUGGCUCAGCGAGGAGCAGGCGUCAUCAGCGUGUUCUGCACGGGGCUCAAGGCAGCGCAUCUGGUGGACAGGUGGGAGGCCAAGGCUGGUGUCACCGUGUUGGACACCGUUGCGACGGUGGUCUGGGACAUGUGUCGGAUUGCAGCAGUGGACACGAGAUCGAUUCAGGGCUGGGGGAUACUAUUUCAACAAUGUUGA
This is a messenger RNA of Cladophialophora immunda, 780 nucleotides long. RefSeq lists its product as uncharacterized. NCBI's taxonomy places the organism in Eukaryota, Fungi, Ascomycota, Eurotiomycetes, Chaetothyriales, Herpotrichiellaceae. Bases 43 to 780 code for a protein of 245 amino acids. The transcript has a single exon. The record is from RefSeq and is a predicted model, not a curated record.